GCACCACCCAUGGAGGACCGGCGCAGGCCACAGAAGCGCAAGGCUCCUGAUGACUCGGAAGCAAACGAUCAGUUGGUACCUUUGAGAAGUACUGGUGAUGCGGUGGUCCCUGUUCGUCGGGCGCGUGGCAAGCAAAAAGUGGAGAUGCUGGCCGUUCCUUCCAAGAAACUGAAGCGGCUGCUGCAUCUCAAGCUCAAGGUCAGCAUUCCUCACCAGCUGUCGUCUUCCAAGUACCAACACGUCCCGUUUCCAUUGCAGCAGGCCGUUGAGGAGAUGAUCAUGGACAGGUUGGUGCUUGGUGAAGAGGUGACUCUCACACUCAUCAAGAACACAAUGUCCUUUGCAAUCGGAAUCUUCAAUGAGGUGGUUGAGACUAUGCGCCACAACUUUUCCACUAUGACAUUGGAGACUCUAAAGUCACAGGACGACCGCCUGGCCACAUGUUCCCAACAGGAGCUUUCUGAGGUGUUCGAUGACUUGUCGGAGCGUGCCCAAAGCUUCUUUAAUGCAUUGAAGAAAGCAGAGCGCUUGGCCAACAUGUUCGGGGUGCGCCCAAAGAAGAACGAGAAGCCGGGUGCUCAUUUGCCAUUCACCCACAACGCCCUAGAGGCUGUCAGAACGUACGUGAAUGUGACCUGCAAGGGGAAGGGAGUGCACCCCAGACUGAUCGCCAACUUUGAUCAAGUCUGGUGCACAUUGCACCGCCCUGCCAAAUCAGUGCGGCAAAAGGAUCCCACUUGGAGAGGCUUGACAAAGGACCCAAUGGCCAGAUCGCUCCAAAUGCGACGUGUGAGGCACCACCUUGAGAAUGCCUUGAACUUGAGGUUCACAGAGCCCAAUCCAGAUGCAAGGAUGCUCAUCAAAGGUCUUCCAUGCCCGAGGUGUCCCAUUGAGAUCUCAGUGAGGGCUGAUGCCUUUGCAUUGAAGACUUUGGGAAGUCCAGAGCAUCGGCGGCUCAUUUGGCUGGCCUGGCAUCAAAGGGGCUACUGUGAUUUGACAGACAUCGCGGAGUGGAAUUAUGAAGGCAUUGAAGGGGAAAAGAGCUUCCUUUGGGCGAUUCAGAAGGGAGAUGACACUACAACACGGAUGAUCCUCCCCUCUUGGAUGGCAGAUGUCUUGCAGAUGAGGGUUUGCAAAUUUGUCACUGAACACGACCAGUGGCAGGGGAGGAUGGCGAAACGGGGAGCUAUGGGAAAAGAGCUUACAGCUAGCCAGAAGAAAAAGUUUGAUCAGUGGAGCCUCGACCUCAAGCAGAAGGUGAUCUUCAACAAGAGCAAGAAGAGAGUCGUGCUGCAGGCAUCAGAGGUUACCAAAGAUUGCAUUUGUGUCCAGCUGCACCUAUCAGAGGAUCCUGAGAAGCUUCUCCUCUGCGCCAGCAGUGGGGCACCCUAUCGACUAGUCUUGCUGAAGAGUGAGGGGAGAGCUGAAAGCAAGACUGUUCCUUCCGAGCUUGACCAUGCUGUGCCACCAGAUGCAUUGCAAGAACUUCGGGAUGAAGCUGGCAAUGCAAGUGAACAGUCAGAUGAGGAGGAGAACGCGGAGAUGGAAGACCUUAAACUUCGAGAGCUGGAAAAUGAAGCUUACUGCAAUGAAUUUGGAGUGAGUGAUCCUGAUGACUUGCUUGUCAUGGCUGACUCUGACGAGGAGGACGUUGAUGUGUCUUGGGCUGGAGAGGGGGCUAAGAAGACCAAGACCUUCAUGUUCCGUCCUGCAUGGGUCAAGGCGGAAUCCUUGGGACUGACGCAGCUGCCGCGCCAUAUUCAGGGAUGCUCCAUAGCUUGUCAUGGUACAGGUAGGCAAUGGCAAGGCCAUUACCCGCUGGCGAGAGUUGGCUUAUCCUCAAAUUGGGGCGGCUCUACGGGCCGCUCUGAGUGUGAGGCUUUGGUCAAGGCCAUCCGCGGUGUCUUGGAGGCCCACGUAGCGGCCUACCCACGGGACAGGCUCUGGCUGCAGCAGUUGCAGCGUGUCAAAGAUGCGCAGGCAACACAGAACUUGGCAUAG
Messenger RNA from Durusdinium trenchii, 2001 nucleotides. Lineage: Eukaryota; Dinophyceae; Suessiales; Symbiodiniaceae. The record is from the annotation of a GenBank genome assembly.